This is a messenger RNA of Gorilla gorilla gorilla (western lowland gorilla), 2699 nucleotides long. RefSeq names its product tetratricopeptide repeat domain 9 (gene TTC9). Gene Ontology annotation, molecular function: protein binding; protein folding chaperone. Lineage: Eukaryota; Metazoa; Chordata; Mammalia; Primates; Hominidae. The transcript has 3 exons. The record is from RefSeq and is a predicted model, not a curated record. Gene Ontology annotation, cellular component: mitochondrial envelope; endomembrane system; membrane. Gene Ontology annotation, biological process: protein folding; negative regulation of apoptotic process. The coding region runs from base 478 to 1146 and encodes 222 amino acids.
ACUAGCCGCGCCUCGCAGAGCGGGAUUGAAUGGGAAAGAGCGGGGCCGUCUUUGUCAUUAAUCCUCCCCUCCUUCGGGCAAGCCAAGCUUCUUCCGGGUCAGCGACCAUCCCCGCCACCCCACUCGGGGCCACGGUCCCCCCGCAGCGCUAGUCUCUGGCCCGCGAGCACCGGCCCCCGCCACCCGCAGGUUGCGGAGGGAGGAGGGCGGGAGCGGGCGGCGCGGAGCCGGGAGGCGGGGGAGGGGCCGGCGUCCAAGGCGGCGGCGGCGGCGGCGGCGGCUGGAGCAGCCUCUGGCAGCAGCAGGGAGAAUGGGAGUGCGGGGCGCCAGACCGCCGCGGGGUGUCACGGCCGCCACGAAGCCUGCGAGGCGCGGGGCCGGCGCCCGCGGCUUUUAAACCCGGGAAGGCGCGGCGGCGGCGGCGGCGGCGGCGGCGGGCAGAUCGCGGCGCGCACCAGGCGCCGGGGCGGCGGCCGAAUGGAGAGAAAGGGCUCGGCGGCCGGGGCCAAGGGGAACCCGAGCCCGCCCGCGGCCGGAGAGGGGCAGCGGCCACCGCCGCCGCUGUGCGUCCCGGGCGGCGGCGGAGGAGCCCCAGCGAGGGGCCAGGUCGGGGCGGCGGCCGAGCCGGCCGAGCUCAUCCGACGAGCGCACGAGUUCAAAAGCCAAGGGGCUCAGUGCUACAAGGACAAGAAAUUCCGUGAAGCCAUCGGCAAAUACCACCGGGCGUUGCUGGAGCUGAAGGGGCUGCUGCCGCUCCCCGGGGAACGGGAGCGGGACUCGCGCGCGGCCUCCCCGGCUGGGGCCCUGAAGCCCGGCCGCCUCUCGGAGGAGCAGAGCAAGACGGUGGAAGCCAUCGAGAUCGACUGUUACAACAGCCUGGCAGCCUGCCUGCUCCAGGCUGAGCUGGUAAACUAUGAACGAGUCAAGGAAUAUUGCCUCAAAGUCUUGAAGAAGGAAGGGGAGAACUUCAAGGCCCUUUACCGGUCUGGUGUGGCCUUCUACCACCUUGGGGACUAUGACAAAGCACUCUAUUACCUGAAAGAAGCAAGGACCCAACAACCAACAGACACCAACGUGAUUCGGUAUAUCCAGCUGACGGAGAUGAAACUCAGCCGAUGCUCCCAGAGAGAGAAAGAAGCCAUGUAACCAGGAAGCAGCUCCAGAGCUGCGCCCACGCCUGACCGGGAACCUCCAGGCAUCCCCUGGCAGAGAGCCCAGUCCUGGGUUCUGUCCCUUUCUCCCCACUUCUUCUGGCUCCUCGUUUUUCCUCCUGUUGCACCCCAACUCUUUGUCUCCUCCCAGUACGGAAAGGAGAGAUGCAAAUGUGGAAUCUGGUAGGUUGCCCAGACAAUGGAGACAUCCUCUCCUCUAGCAGGUCAGCGACUGAGAGGGGCCCGACUUCUGCUGGGACAGCUGGAGAGGAGUCUCAUGGGCUGGGAUGCUGUUGUGGCUUUGACUUUGGCCAGUGCUUCUGACAGAGGCGGAGCCUGGCAAGUGUACCAUCCCACAGGCAGCAGGCACACAGCCCAUGGGCUGGAUCCUUCCACACCUUCCUGACAGACCAGAACCAGAGCAUCUCGAGGCAACUGUUAGAAAUCCAGGAACGAGACAAACAGCAGAAGCGCUGGUGAAGCCGACAUAGAGACUGUCAAUGUGUACACUGGAGUUCCCACCCCCCACCCCCCACCCAUCACUUAGCCCCUGCCUCCUUCCCCCACUCCUCUUGGCUUGUGCUUUCUCCUCUCCCCAUCGGGGAUCCGAGACUCUGCCAGGAUUCACAUGCCACUGAAGCCCACUCAGUGCCCUCUGGUGACCACACAUACCAUUCCCCCGGACUCCCACCCAGCAGGCAGCUGUGACCGCAGAAGGGCAGGAUGAAGUGGGCCAAGGUUUGGGACAGGUUGACUGUGUAGGUGACAGGGAGGGAAAGAUGAUGACCAGGGGAAAGAGCAUCGUAUAGGCUAGGGGAUUGAACUGUGGACUGAUUCAGUGUAAAUAAAAAUAAAUUAACAGGUAGUAGUUCCUGUCAGUUCUGUUGGAAGCAGCCCACUCCCUCACUUUUACUACUUCCUCCAACCCUCAAUCAGAGCUACUUACAGCCAGGCAGGAUGGGGCUUCCCCCAAAGCAAUUGGCCGUUUGUCCAGUGGCAGACAAUGGUGGCUACAGCCUUUGUGCUUUUAAGAGUGGGCUGGGAUUGUGGAGACUGCCCAGGGGCUUGGCUUUGUCAGAACUUGUACAAUCUUCUUUUGAUGAAAUUAUCUGAACUCAACAUCUAGCACAUAGAAUGUGUUCAACAAAUACUUGUUGAAUGAAUAAAUUAUGACUGCAGACUGGCUCUCCUGCCUUAAACUAAUUUCAUCCCAGCCUAGUCUCCUGAUGUCUGUGCUCAUUAUGCUAUGCCAUGUUGCUUCAGUCAAACAAGAAACUCUUACUGAGGGCAUAUUGUUUGCCCAUCAUUGUGCAAUAUGCUGUGGGACGUGGGAUGUCGUCUCAGUCUUCAAGGAAAUGGAAGGGUUAAGAAAUGCAUAUGAGAUUAUGACCAAUGACACCUUUAAUUUAUAUGAUGCUUUAAAAUUAUCAGAGCACUUUCAUGUAUUUUUCGUGUGACUAGUGAAAAAGACAAUGUUGUACAAAAUUAAAAUAUAUACAGAUGCAAUAAUGUGAAUAGUUAGGAUUUAUUAAAUGCAUUAUCUUCAGA